AUGAGGGUGUCCGCCAUUGCCUGCGGGCUUUUCGCCUGCUUCGUUUCCCAGGUCGCUGCCACUGCAUUGACCUACAAGCUCCACGCCAACGAGAAGGCCUGCUUCUACGCCAAGACCCAGAAGGAGAACGAGAAGAUUGCCUUUUACUUUGCCGUCCAAUCUGGUGGUUCUUUCGAUGUCGACUACACCGUGACCGGACCGGGCAACAAGAUCAUCCUCGAUGGAGCCAAGGAACGCCAGGGCGACUUUGUCUUCACGGCCCAACAGAUGGGUGACUACGAGUUCUGCUUCAACAACGAGAUGAGUACCUUUGCCGAGAAGUUUGUCGACUUUGAGAUUGCCGUCGAGAACGAGGUUCGCGCUCAGCUUCCCGCCAAGCAGGGUGCCUCUCCCGAACAGCACUCCACCCUCGAGGAGACCAUCUUCAAGCUCUCCGGCCAGCUCUCGACCAUCUCGAGAGGCCAAAAGUACUUCCGCACCAGAGAGAACCGCAACUUCAGCACCGUCCGCAGCACCGAAGGCCGCAUCAUCAACUUCAGCAUGAUCCAGUGCGCCCUCAUCGUUCUGAUGGGAGCUCUGCAGGUGUUUAUCGUUCGCUUCUUCUUCCAGGGCGCGCGCAAGGGCUACGUAUGA
Messenger RNA from Colletotrichum godetiae, 633 nucleotides. Its product is annotated as emp24/gp25L/p24 family/GOLD. The record is from RefSeq and is a predicted model, not a curated record. Gene Ontology annotation, biological process: Golgi organization; endoplasmic reticulum to Golgi vesicle-mediated transport; intracellular protein transport. Gene Ontology annotation, cellular component: endoplasmic reticulum; COPII-coated ER to Golgi transport vesicle; endoplasmic reticulum-Golgi intermediate compartment. The coding region runs from base 1 to 633 and encodes 210 amino acids. NCBI's taxonomy places the organism in Eukaryota, Fungi, Ascomycota, Sordariomycetes, Glomerellales, Glomerellaceae. The transcript is spliced from 3 exons.